AUGACGGGUAUCUACUUUUGGCGCUCCAAUCCGGAUUCGACCCGAUCGGAAUCAUGCACCUCCUCUGCCGGCGCCAGCCAUUCAAACUCCACUGAACAGGACGCUUCCACUGUCGAGUCGUUGUUAGUAUUGUCCGCAGGUUUCAUCUUUCUUGUUAUUACUGGAUUUAUUUUGUCUUUGGACGGACGCUGCUUCGAUUUCAAUUUACAUUCAUCUUACGGCAAUCUAACGUUCGGCACACAUGCUGCAGUCAACGCCCCACUUAUCACAUGGGGUGCAUUCCAAUCCAUACUGGCGCUCACUUGUGCUUUAAUCGGUGCGGUUUACGUCUAUCCUGGUCUGAAAUUCGGAAAAAUUUAUUUGGAUACUGUAAACAAUGAAUCAGUCCCGUGGAUCAAGCGUCUGCUGUUACAUUUAACC
This is a messenger RNA of Echinostoma caproni, 420 nucleotides long. NCBI's taxonomy places the organism in Eukaryota, Metazoa, Platyhelminthes, Trematoda, Plagiorchiida, Echinostomatidae. The record is from the annotation of a GenBank genome assembly.